AUGUCCUCGAGUGUCACAUCGCUUGUAGAAGAGAAGGAAGUAGAUGUGGAUGGAGCAAAAGGAGUGGGAGGAGCUGCCAUACCAGACCGCCUCGAACGAGUUGGUUUGCUGGGUCUCGGGACAAGUUGGGCAGCGAAGAGGCAAAGCACUGAUGACUCCAGUUUACCAAACUUCGAAGACUCUCCAAGUAGAAGUGAAUUCAAUGGAUCUAAAAGCAAUUCAAAAUUUCUAGUAUAUGAUUUGAAGACCAUUAUUUCAGCCACAAAUAACUUCUCGCCUGCUAACGAGCUUGGCAAAGGUGGUUUUGGCUCAGUUUAUAAGGUUUGGGACCGAUGGAGAGAAGGAACAAUCAUGGAAAUUGUGGAUGCGUCACUAGGUGAGACAUAUCCUACUAAAGAAGUUUUGAGAUGCAUUCAAAUUGGACUUUUAUGCGUGCAAGAACAUGCAAGAGAUCGGCCAACCAUGUUAACAGUUGUUUUCAAGUUGGGUAAUGACACACCUCUUCCUUCUCCAAAACAACCAGCAUUUAUUUCGACAAGUACUAACAAUAAUAGAGACAUGUUAAUUUUUGUAAAUGAAAUAUCAAUUUCUGAAAUUGAUGGUCGCUAA
Messenger RNA from Quercus lobata, 609 nucleotides. Its product is annotated as G-type lectin S-receptor-like serine/threonine-protein kinase RKS1. Gene Ontology annotation, cellular component: plasma membrane. Lineage: Eukaryota; Viridiplantae; Streptophyta; Magnoliopsida; Fagales; Fagaceae. Bases 1 to 609 code for a protein of 202 amino acids. Gene Ontology annotation, molecular function: protein serine/threonine kinase activity. The record is from RefSeq and is a predicted model, not a curated record. Gene Ontology annotation, biological process: protein phosphorylation. The transcript has 3 exons.